AAGACCAAUCGGGCUAUCGGCAGCUUUGAUAUAAAAUGCUCAGUGAAUACCUGACCUGUGGCAGGCAUAUCCCAAAAGCAUUGGUUGGUGAUCGUCUUCGAAUUGCAAGGGAAUUACAGCUGAGUUUAGGUAUGCAAACAAACGUGUCAUGUGACCGAGUCAGGUGAUAAGAGCUUCAGUGACGUGUUGAAAGGGGUCCUGCAGUCAUUUAAGUACACGUCGUGAAUAUAAUCAACAAGAAAUGCCAGAAGUAAACAAAUAAAAUCAAAUAAAAACCGAUUUAAACGCACCAGUAGACGAUAACAAAAAAAGUAAUUUACAUUUUGUGUUUAAGUUUGGUUGUUUGCAAAGGCGUGGCGGGCAUCAACAACACCGAUUCAAGGUUCGUUUAAACUGAGACCCGUGACUGAAGCCUGCCUGCUGCUAUAGUAUUAUUAUAGCGACAUGCUUUUCAGCACGGUAAAUGCUUCUUGUACAAGAACAGCUACUAAACAUAGAAUCCCGUGUGAUACCACAGUGUGACGAUGGAAUCUGUCCAGAUUAAAGAGGAGCUCCCUGAACUUGAACUGGUCCCCAUUAGCGAGUUCAUGGCUUCCCUCCCCAUUAAACAGGAGCUCUGUGAGAUGCAAUAUGACAGCAGCCAGCCAGAGGUCUCUGAGAUUAAAGCUGAGCACAAUGAAUUGGAGAUCCCCCAGACAGAAGAACCCCUUCCUGUUAAACAAGAAGAGGUGCUGGAAACUGUCCGUAUUAAACAGGAGCCCCCUGAAGUUGAGUUUGACCACAUGGAACCAGUGAAGGAAGAAUCAGAGGACUUCAAACCAAACAUCCCUGAGCUGGAGCCUGUACGCCUGCGGGAGUGUAGGGUGGUGCUGGAGAGAAUCUGCGUGAGAGAGCAAGGCGCUGGAGAGGAAGGCUCUCCCAACAGCAUGCAAAGAGGUGGAAAGGAAGACAGGCAUUCAUAUUCAAAACACAGUCUAGCAGGUUCCAGUCCAGCAGCUAAAGCGAGGGCGGGCAGUGGAGAAUAUCCUGACUGUGGGAAAGGUUUCACCCAGGUACAUGUUAACACACACCAGAGAAUUCACACAGCAGGGAAAAUGUAUCAGUGCACUCACUGUGGGAAGAGUUUCAAUCAGUCUACAAGACUUGAAAGACACCAGCAAACUCACACAGGAGAGAAACCGUAUUGCUGCUCUAAAUGUGGGAAGAGUUUCAGCCAAUCGGCACACCUUGAGAGACACCAGCUAAUUCACACAGGAGAGAAACCGUAUCACUGCUGUGAAUGUGGAAAGAGUUUCAGUCAGUCUGGAGAUCUGAAAGCACACCAGCUAAUUCACACAGGAGAGAAACCAUAUUGCUGCACUGAAUGUGGAAAGUGCUUCAGAAAGUUAGGAAACCUGAAAACACACCAGCUAAUUCACGCAGGAGAGAAACCGUAUCGCUGCUCUGACUGUGGGAAGAGUUUCUGUGAUUCAGGACACCUGAAAAAACACCAGCGAAUUCACACAGGAGAGAAACCGUAUUACUGCUCGGACUGUGGGAACAGCUUCACUAGAAAAGACAGCCUAGAAAAACACCAGCGAAUUCACACAGGAGAGAAACCGUAUUGCUGCUCUGACUGUGGGAAGAAUUUCAGUAGAAAAUACAGCCUGAAAAUACACCAGCGAAUUCACACGUGAUAGAAACCGUAUCACUGCUCUGACUGGUAGAGUUUCUGCAUUAAACACACCAGUGAAUUCGGAGAGGAGAGAAACCUUAAAGACCAAGUUCAAUUGGUCUUUUCACUCAUUAGGAAAAAAAUGUUAACCUUGCAUUAUGAAUCCUUGCAGGACUCUAAAUUGAAACCUAAAAGAGCAAGGCCAAAAUGGCCUUUGGUUCAAUCAAUUUGUAGAGGCACCACGGCCACUUAACUUAAGUCAAGGCCAAAUUUCAAGUAUCGUUUUAUAAAGUAGCACAUUAUAAAAUAUCACAUUACAGAAUAUCAAUACAGAUAAGAGCAGUUAUGAAAGUACAAUAAGAUAACAUUUAAGAGCAAAAUAAAGAAUGCAGUAAAGUAUAAGUAAGAGGGAGUUUGACUAGGAGCAGUUAAAACUUAUAGUAAAAAAGUCUAAUCUUACACACACCUGGGUGUUGCGAGGCACGAGGCAAUAGGCUGAGUGUCGCUUAUUGUGCUUAUAAAACUACUGUUUUAUAAAAAUAAAAUAACAUUUCAGCUUUAAAUUAAGCUGUAUAUAAUGUAUCAUUCAGCCAGUGCGCAAUAGAUCCUAUACAUAGUCUCUAGAAGCUACAAAUUGUAACUGCUUAUUUACUGUCUUAUAUACUUCGGCGCCUCCUCAAGACACAGCUGUUCAGACAGCCUCUGUAAACCUCACAACUCUCGACUGGACUAUAUGGCACCCAACUGUAUCAGUACUGGCAUCAUCUUGUACUUAACAGCUGCACACUUUACUGUAUUCUACUACUGCUCUUAAUCAAUGUAACAACUGUAAUUUACCCUGGAUAAGGGUGUCUGCUAAUAAAAUAAUUUAAAGUCACUGUUUCCUUGCACUCUCUGCACGUUUAUUUUGAAUUCCUUCAAACGCGCUGCCUGCGGCUGUUCUCAACAUUAGUUUAACCCAUGACUUCUUCAGAACCUCCCAGACGGUCAGUGAGGCAGGCAUGCAGAAUAUCACAUCGGUCAACCUGAACAAAACUGUUCACUGCAUUAUAAUACACACUGGUAUCUACAAUUACUGUAACGUGUUUGACCUUUUACACCAUAUUCUUGAAAAUUAGAACCUCGGGUUUUUGUUUUGUUUGUUUGUUUUUUGUCAUACGGUGUCCCUUCGCUGUUAAGAUCCAACACACCGAUCUGCCCCCUGAUUUUAGAUUCUGCAGUGCUGCACUACAGAACCUAUCGCCGUGCCCAAAGAGACAGAGAUUUUGAGAUUGUAAAGAAAAUAAAUCCACGAAAUUGCCCCUAGCCUUGCGUCGACCCAGGGGACUUUUUCAACCUGAAAAAAGAAACAAGGUCUAGGGGUCACAAAUGGAGAUUAGAUAAAGGGGCAUUCAGAACAGAAAAUAGGCACUUUUUUACACAGAGAAUUGCCAAAUCAUCAUAGUGUGAUUGCUUCCAGGGAGUCCUUGUAAGGGCUGUCCAUUAACUCUGUUUUGUUACAUUGGUGUUAGCAUUGGGAUGAAAAGAAAUAAGUAAUCCAGCUUUGAGCGGGAGCAGAUAGAAGAUGGAGAGGGACCAGUGGCUGUGAUACGACCCGGUGGGAUGGCGGACUGGAGGAUCUCCUCGGUGGCCUGGAGGAUCAAGGCUGGUGCCUUGCCUGCGGGGAGUUCGGGCACCAAGUGGCGUGCUGCCCCGUCCAGGAGGGAGAGGACCUACUGCCUGCCCGAAAACGAAAGUGGAGGAGGGGCGGCUGUUCGUGGAGGUUAACGAGGGAUCCUGGACCAUCUCCAGUGUGUGAGAUGGAAGACCCGCCGCCCGAGAGAGCACCUCCGCUAUCUGCCUUGUUAAGAGAGCCACCACUGGAACCGCCAGUCCUUUUAAGGGCUCCUGCAAGGGGUGCGAGCAAGGGGCAGGAGCAGAGAGAACUGCUGCCGAAGAGCCCAGAUCUGCCGUCGCCUGAGGAAGAACCCCUGUUGCCUGCGAGGGAGCCCCUGAUACUGGGGUGCCGAGAGUCACUCAGGCCAGAGGAGGAAAGCAGACUGCUUUCCGCUCAGCACGGCCCACCGGCCCACCCACCAAAGCCCUUAGAGGGAAAAUUGGACAUGCGGGGAGGGGGUCUGUGUUUCAGGGGUGGAGGUUGCCGAUCACGGUCAUAUGCUGCAUGGGGCCCUGUGAACUUUUUGGGGGCAAAAAGGCUAAGGUGGGGGUAAUGUAGCGAACCGUGUAUUAUGUUUGUGUACUGUAUUCCCUCUUGUUUCCACUGUGUGUUUUUAAUACUGCUGUAUUGUGUUCCCCCCCUCUUUAUCACCUGUAGUUCGCUCUGUCCCUGUGGCUGUGCGAGCUAUCCUGCAUGCAUGUGUGCUCUGGCCCCUGUCAUUGGCUGUUGGUUGUGUGUGCCCAUUGGUCCUAGUGUGCGGCUGGGGACCAAUAGGAUAGCUGUUCGUUCCGACACUCGAUUAGCAUAAAGGGGCGGAGCUAAGUUAUAAAAGUGUUGGAUGCUCAUGGUGGUCGUUCCAGGGCAAGCAGCAAGAGCAAUGGUCUGUGUAGGGUGCUAAGAGAUAUCCUAAAUAAAGCUUUGAACCUAAAAGCAGCAUGUCUCCUUCUGUUCUGCCUAUUGCGUGAAACGCUACAAUACAAAAUGCUCUGGGUGAACUGAAAAAAAUGUUUUCUUAUGAA
Acipenser ruthenus (sterlet) is the source of this 4330-nucleotide messenger RNA. RefSeq names its product zinc finger protein 239-like. Gene Ontology annotation, cellular component: nucleus. Gene Ontology annotation, biological process: central nervous system development; regulation of transcription by RNA polymerase II. Gene Ontology annotation, molecular function: RNA polymerase II cis-regulatory region sequence-specific DNA binding; DNA-binding transcription factor activity, RNA polymerase II-specific. The transcript is spliced from 3 exons. Lineage: Eukaryota; Metazoa; Chordata; Actinopteri; Acipenseriformes; Acipenseridae. Bases 525 to 1676 code for a protein of 383 amino acids. The record is from RefSeq and is a predicted model, not a curated record.